Messenger RNA from Linum trigynum, 3145 nucleotides. The record is from the annotation of a GenBank genome assembly. NCBI's taxonomy places the organism in Eukaryota, Viridiplantae, Streptophyta, Magnoliopsida, Malpighiales, Linaceae.
AUAAUAUAAUACAAAUACAGAACGAAGAUGACACCAAGAUUAUCUAGAUCAGGGAGCGGAUAUGGUACUAAUAUUGAGAAGUGUAUAACGGUUUGGUUAAGUUCGAAUUAGGAACAAACUAAUGUGAAUUAUGGUCUAACAGUGAAAGAAAACUUAGAACCGAACCAACAUUUAGUGGAGUAGCUAGUAUUUCACUUAAGAUGGGUCGGGGACCCGCUUCAUCAUAAGUUGGCUCCGUCAAUGCUAACUUUGCAUUUGGUCCGAUUUGGUUCGAUACAGUUGUUAAGUUGGUUCAUUUUUCUUUAGUAUUUGAAAAAUUCAUAGGAUCAAGAAUCAUACCACAUCAUAUUCGAUUCGCUAACCCGGUACCGACCAAACCGUUGCAGUCAUCUUAAUAUUAGCAUCAUGCUAACAUAAUCACUAGAAAUAUUAUGGUAACUAUUGUACAUAGUAGUCACUCACCCGUCCUCGUCCCGUUUUUUCCGCCUCCCUAUCUCCACCCCUCCCUCUGUAAAAAAAAAACACAUCAAGUUACUUGUAAAAUAAAAAUGGGCUCUUGGAAGCUUACCCUUCGCCUCUACAGUCUACAUCAUCAAAGAAUCAAAUAUAUUAAUCAUUAAUCAUUUCCAGGAAAAAAAACCACUAAUAAAAGAUACAGAAUCAAAAUACGAAGUAAAGAAUUCAAACGAACAGCGACUUAAUUAGGAAGCAGGAGUUGAACAGGCCGAAGAAACAACUGGGCAAGUCAGCUAAUUAUAGCGCUACAACACAAAAUAAUCAGAGCCAUUGCCGAGGAGAGCAGGCCGCCCACAUUUGCACUUUUCCGCUCACCAAAAUCACCAAAUUCACUCUUUCCAGCACCAAAUAAAAUACCCCACGACAAGCAACGGCUAAUUAUAUAAUUAAUUCCUUAUAAUGGCUAAUUAUAUAAUUAUUAAGCCUUCCCACCAAAAAUAAACUCCACAAAAAUCCUCUCCUUAAAACCCACCAUAUGAUCCCCAUUGCCAACCUACUUCUCCCCCUUCCCCAAAAACAACACACACACAAAACACAUUGCAUGGCAACUCACUCCCAUCUCAUUUCCCCUCACCACCACCACCACCACCACCCUCAUACCGCCACCAUGAACAUCAACACCACCGCCGCCGCCUUCUCCUCCUCCCCGGCCCCCGCCGCAAUCCGCCGGAUCCUCUUCCUCCGCGACGUCCAGCUCGUGGAGCUCUUCCUCGCCCUCGCCGUCUUCGUCACCAUCCACUCCCUCCGCCAGCGCAAGCGCCACGGCCUCCCCGUCUGGCCGCUCCUCGGGAUGCUCCCAUCCCUCGUCGCCGGCGUCCGCCACAACAUGUACGACUGGAUCACCUCCGUCCUCUGCCGCCGCAACGGCACCUUCCUCUUCCGCGGCCCUUCGUUUAGCAGCCUCAAGUGCGUCAUCACCGCCGACCCGCGGAACCUCGAGUAUCUUCUCAAGACCAAGUUCUCGAAUUUCCCCAAGGGACAGUACUUCCGCGACAACCUCCGUGACCUCCUCGGCGACGGCAUCUUCAACGCCGACGAUGCCACGUGGCACAAGCAGCGCAAGACCUCCAGCCUCGAGUUCCACUCCGCCAGGUUCAGGAACCUGACGUACUCGUCGCUGUACGAGCUGGUCCACGGCCGGCUGCUGCCGGUCCUCGAAACGGCCUCGAACCGAAACGUUUCGAUCGACCUACAAGACGUGCUGCUCCGCCUGACGUUCGACAACGUGUGCAUGAUCGCAUUCGGCGUCGACCCGGGGUGCCUGAGCCCCGGCCUCCCGGAGAUCCCGUUCGCCAGGGCGUUCGAGGACGCCACGGAGGCGACGGUGAUGCGGUUCGUGAUGCCGACGUGCGCUUGGAAGGCGAUGAGGUGGCUCGACGUGGGGCCCGAGCGCGUCCUCAGGAAGUCCAUCGAAGGGGUCGACGCGUUCGCCGAGGAAGUGAUCCGCGCGAGAAAAAAGGAGCUCGCCCUGCUGGACAGCAGCGACGAGGACGCUGCUGACGUGGACGGACGGGAGCGGGUGAUUAGGAGGUCGGACAUACUGACGGUGUUCAUGGGGCUGCGUGACGACAAGGGGACGCCGUUCUCCGACAAGUUCCUGAGGGAUAUUUGUGUGAAUUUUAUACUGGCGGGGAGGGACACGUCAUCGGUGGCGCUGAGCUGGUUUUUUUGGCUGGUGGACGGGCAUCCUGAGGUUGAGGAGAAGAUUGUUGGGGAGAUUGGGAGGAUUGUGAAGGAGAGAUCGUCGGGAGGAGAGAAUAAUGGCGGCGAGGAGGAGGAGGAGGAAGAAGGAGUGGUGUUUCGGCCGGAGGAGAUUAAGAGGAUGGAUUAUCUGCAGGCUGCGUUGUCGGAGGCGUUGAGGCUUUACCCUUCGGUGCCUGUUGAUCAUAAAGAGGUUGUAGAAGAUGACAUGUUCCCUGAUGGGACUGUACUGAAGAAGGGAACCAAGGUGAUCUACGCAAUCUACUCAAUGGGGAGGAUGGAAUCUAUCUGGGGGAAAGACUGCAGGGAGUUCAAGCCCGAGAGGUGGCUGAGGGACGGCCGAUUCAUGAGCGAGUCGGCUUACAAGUUCACCGCUUUCAACGGCGGUCCUAGGCUGUGCUUGGGGAAGGACUUCGCGAUCUACCAGAUGAGGUUUGCGGCUGCCUCAAUCAUGCUUCGCUACAAGGUGAAGGUCGUGGCUGGUCACCCUGUCACCCCGAAGCUCGCCUUGACUAUGUACAUGAAACACGGGCUCAAGGUGAACCUCUACAGGCGCGACCAGGUUCAGGUCGUUGACAACAAGGUGGAUAGUUAAAUCAAUGAAAGGAUGAGAAUGUUUGAUAAAUAAGUGAUGGUCUUUGGUUAUAUUGAGUUGAUUUGUAUUUUCUUUUUGCUUUCUGUAUUACUGUUAUUGUUCUUAUGUGGUUGUAGAUGAAGCAUACUUAUUGUUUUAUUUGGGAUGAUGAAGAAGAUAAUCAAGACAUAGAGGUAAACUAGAGUGGUAACUUGUGAGACAAGGCAAGAUGAGAGGGGUGAUUAUUGGAUUAUGUGUGGUUGCAAUAACGGGAUGAAUUUUAUUAUCAUGUUAUAUGUACUGGGAUCUUGAGGUUGUGUGUAAUUAUUUUUACAAUAAAUUGUAACAAAUUUA